AUGCUCAAACAAACGACGCAACAACAAGUUGGUUCGCAUUGCUCGGUGUUUCAAGUGGAGCAACGUUUACCUCAUAGAUAUCCCUAUAAAGAGAUACCGUUCAAUGAAAGAGUUCAAAACGUCGUUUAUGAUUCAUUCGGAUAUUUGGGUUUGCAACGAAAUAUUGACAUGAUCAAAGAUAGCAAAUUUUCUAAUGAGGAACGAAUUAAAUCAUUGAAACUUAUAUUCAACUCGUGUAUUAACCCGGAUAUGAAAGCAAGAGCCAUCACUCAAUUUAAGAUUGUAGAUGCCUUACUAUAUCUUUUCGGAACAGAUUUUCAAAAUUCAAUAGCCACCAUAUCGCAUAGAAUAUUGCUCAAUGAAUGGGCAAGCAAAAUUGUUCAUUCCUUAGCUAGCAUUUCAACUUUUAAAGAGGCCUUAAAACCGCUAAUUUAUCCUUUACUCACAGUGAUCACUGGAGACAUCAUGAAGGGCUCCAGCACAAAGCUCAAGCACACCACCCACUAUAGAGACAAAGUGGCAGCAGCUCAAGCUCUUCAUCAGUUCAGUCUUUGUCAUGCAGGAUGUAAAGUUCUUCUCUCGUACGACAUGGAGCGGAAAGAUGACAACAAAAUUUUGGACGUUCUUAUUUACACUAUGAGCAAUUCCACCAGCGAGCUCUUAAUCGAAUAUUGUGUCAAAACGGUUUCAAGUAUGUGUGAGUUAAAUCCAAACGCAAGAGACAAAGCAGCAAGUUUAAAUGUUGUAAAUUCGUUGAAUACUUUGCUCGAUAUGUUUGAAAUGUAUCCAAUCUCUCUGACAGCCAAUGCGUGUCUACUAGUGUGGAACGUAUCUUUGGAUGGACAAGGAAAGCCAUAUUGUAAAGAGCUCAUACCCAAACUAGGGCGUGUGAUCGAGUACGCUCUGAAAAAUGUUGAUACCAUUGACCUUGAGAAUAUUUCAGAGAAUGAUACUUUUGCCAUUGACCUUUUAGCCUCACUACAAUAUUGUGUGGGUGCCAUGUCGUCCAUCUUGGUCUUUGAGGAGAGUAAAAUUUUGCUGACCAAGAAUGUACAUUCAGAAGACAAUAGAAGGCAAGAAAUCAACUCAGUGACCUUACUGUGUAGGAGUUUGGUUGCUCUUCGAGACCGCAGCUCAAUGCUUAAUCAAUUGGCUUUCAAACGUUAUUUGAGCUACCACGAGUUCGAGACUCAUUCUCGAAAAUACUAA
Molecule: messenger RNA, 1209 nt
Organism: Naegleria lovaniensis
Lineage: Eukaryota; Heterolobosea; Eutetramitea; Acrasida; Naegleriidae
Exons: 2
Coding region: 1-1209 (402 amino acids)
Source: RefSeq, a predicted model, not a curated record